AGUAUAUAUAUAUGCAGCAGGCUUUGGCAUGUUUAAAGGGGCUACACCUUUUUUUAACACAUUCCAGAGAAGAACACAGAAGUGCUUGCAGAAGAAGGACAACCAAACACACACUGACUAAAUCUAUUAUCAGUCUCUCAGAAUUGGGAGAGAUGGCAGAGGAAGACUUCAUGCCUCUAUCUGAGGAAAUCAGUUUGUUCUGCCUGGCUUCUGACGGUCGUUCAGGGACACAAGUAACCCAGCCCUUCCCAUGCUCUCCAAAACUGAUUAGAAAAACAACCGGCUCUCCAAAACCCUCAGAGGGACACCUCACAGUCUGGUUGGAGGAGCUGAAGAAAGAGAAACAAAGAGCAGAGGCUCAUCUGGAAUCCAUUAAAAAGCGCAAAGCAAACCUGAAUACGAGUUCAGAGGCGAUGAAGCAGCGGGUACAGGAGUGCUUUGAGGGGCUACAUAUGGCUCUGCAAGAGGAUGAGCGUGCAGUUUUGGACAUGAUAGAGCAAGACCGCAUGGAGACCAGCAGUAAACUAAACCGAAUUCUUCAAGACUGGAAUCAACACCUCAGUCUCCUGCAGAAAUACAUCAGCACAAUGCAAUCAGUGCAACAGAGCACAACAGAGAGCCUGAAGCAGCUUCCUGAGGAUUUUACGAUGAAUAGCUGUCGUAAGAAACUGGACCCAGCUGAAGAGAAGAUAAAAAUGAAUGAAGAGAAGGUCCAGAAGCUCAUGAAGACUCUUAGGAACAUCUCAAAAGAUCUGAAAGCCCAGCUACAACGAAAGAGCCUAUUGCUGGUCUCCUCUAAUGUGGUGAUUGACAAACUGACCUGUCAUAAACAGAUCAAGAUGACCUCAGAAGGUCGAACCAUGUGCCUUUCUGCACAGGACCGCUCAGUUCCUAAUGACCCUCUAAGGUUUGAUCAACUAUACUGUGCCUUAGGCUCUGUUUCCAUAAAGGCUGGGCAGCACUACUGGGAGGUGGAUGUGCACUGCUGCCCAGCAUGGGCUGUGGGCGUGGCUUAUGGUAGCCUACAGAGGAGAGGACAGGACAAAGAAUCCAAACUUGGACGGAACAGGUGCUCGUGGAGCCUUGAGUUUAAGGAUGGGCAUCUCAUGGCCUGGCAUAACGAUCGACAUGUGGCAUUACCUGUCACAGCAACUCGGGCAGCACCAGACAGGGUGGGAGUAUUUGUAAACUAUCAGAAGGGUUGUGUGAUAUUUUAUGAUGCCAAGACUAUGAGAAUGCUGCAGGAGUUCUCAGCCGUACAAACAGCUGUGUUUGACAGAACUCAUCAUCAUUUUACUGAGCCUCUCUACCCAGCCUUCCGCUUCUAUUUGCCCAGAGACCGAAACACAGAUCAUUAUCAUAUGGAAAUAUGUGACCUCAGCCUUUAAAGCUGCACUACAUAAGAUUUAUUGAGCGAGUAGAUACAAAUCUGUUUUCAAACCCUGUCUUUGUCUUACCCUGAUUCACUAAGCUAUGGCUUUAAUAAUGAUUUUUAUUUUGAGUUGUCAGGUCGGAUUUGGCGCAAAAUUGCAGGCUUGUUUACAUCAUGUCGGUAAGCUCAGAAAAGAAGGUCUGGCUGUGUCACCUAUGUGUCUGCUGGGGAAGCUAUGGUGGUUCAGUCAGUUGCUGUACAGGAAAGCAUCGGGAGGACAUCAGUCUCUGGAUGGAUUUUUAACCGUUUUUAACUGCUGAAGUUGUUUCAUAGCACAGUAAAUUACAUAUUAAUUUGUUAGGCGUGUAACCAUCUCUAUAUUAUAACUUUACUUCCAAAGAAACGAUUAAAGAAACUGAUUAUUAUUGUAAUUGUUAUAGUGCAUAUUUCUGCAUAUUAUUGUACAUGUUUAAUAAAGUAUAAUUCAUCC
Myxocyprinus asiaticus (Chinese sucker) is the source of this 1862-nucleotide messenger RNA. Its product is annotated as tripartite motif-containing protein 14-like. Gene Ontology annotation, molecular function: protein binding. The record is from RefSeq and is a predicted model, not a curated record. The transcript has 7 exons. The coding region runs from base 12 to 1388 and encodes 458 amino acids. NCBI's taxonomy places the organism in Eukaryota, Metazoa, Chordata, Actinopteri, Cypriniformes, Catostomidae.